AUGUUGUUGCUGUUCUCUUUUCAGAAAGAAGAAAAUUUAUCACCAACUCUUUUAACGCGAUUUUUAAUUAAAUUAUCGAUGAUGACGAAUCUGUUGAAGUGAGAAAAGACAAGAAAAAAGAUGUUCCAUUAAGGGAUUAGUGUGCUGUGUAAUCAUCAACAAGAAACCUCGUUGAUAUCAAUUGAAAAAUCGAAAUCUGAAUAAGGAAAAAUCUUUCGUCAUUAACAAUUAUGGUUUUAUUAACUGUUUGUUAUAUGGUUUCGACAGGAUUUCAAUCAUGGAGAUUGAGAUUGAUUUAUCAGAAGGUUCAUAAAGUGCUGGAUGCUAAGAAAUCUGUUGUCUUCCUAAAGACAUCCGAUGGAUCCAGUGCUGGAAUAACAGCGGCUCUUGCAACAUCAGAUCUUUGUGUCAAUUCAAGUGAAGCUGUUGUUGGUGAAUGCUUUUGGUCUAACGAUGUCUCACAAGGAAUUUCUGUGUCACCAAAACAAAUGAUCUUUAUGAAUCCUUUCGUAACUUUUCCUCAACCUCCGAGCUAUAUUCCUUUCAAAACAACUACCGAUGAAGCUCCAGGAAUAUACAAGGAUGAUGUCAUUUACACUUUGAUUGAAGCUGAUCUUAUCCAAGCUCCCGAAAAUCAACAAUCUCUUGAGAUCGAAACAUUUGGUAAGCUGAUAGCAUGGAAAGUUGAUACUCGACUUGCAAUUCUUUUGAAAACCGACUCGAGAAAAUUAUCGCAAAUGAUUUUAAGUACAUUCGUACAAAACAAUUACGCAAUCAAUGAUUCGUUGCCAUUAAUGAGAAUUCAAACAGUUGAAAUCGAAGGAGUUCCUCAAGAUUUUGGUGACAUUUAUAAUCAUUCGAGGAAAGAUCAUUUAACAUCGCAAGCUGAUGUGACGACGGAAGAAGAAUGGGAAAUUCAUCUUGAUGGACUUAGAAGUUUGAGUCGAUUAGCAAGUCAAGCUACGGAAUAUGAGCAAAAGAAGAACUUGACGGAAGGAAAGACUGGUAUCGUUCAACCAGAUCUUAUCUCAUCGAAAACUAUUGAGGAAAGUCUCUUGAAUACUGUAACAUCACCCGACACGCCAAAAAAGAAACUUUUAUCACUUGAAAAAACUGACGAGAAAAUUAAAGGAUUGAAAGUUGAAUUAAAACGUCAAGAAAUUCUCAAAUCGCCCAUCGCUCCAAAUUUACCGUCAUUUCCUGAACAAAAUGGCAGCAUUUCUGAUCAGAAGAAAAUUGAGGCAACAACUCCAGAGUCCCCAAAGUUUCCAACAGCAACUCCGUCAAAAUCACCCAAUGCGUCAAUUAAAAGUAAAAUUUCUAAUGAACCUCAAUCACCGAAAUUCCCAACAGGAUCACCAGCUAAAAUGCCAGUGUUUGCUGAAGAUAAGAAACCCAAAGUCGUUAAAGUUCAGCCAAAGGUUGAAGUAGAAAAAAAAUCGCCAAAACCUACGAUUAAAAAUGAAACAAAAAGUUUAAUUUCUGCUGAAAAAGAAGCUUCAUCUGUUGCCACAGCAAAUGUUGUUGAACCAAAAAAAUCUGAAGUUAAAUCGAAACCGAUAAACUUACCACCCAUAACAGCCGUUCCACCAAAGGUGACUGCACAAGAAAUUGCUAAAAACGCUCCACUUAUAAAACCAGCGACAACGUCACAACAAAAGAGACAAAAGUUGAUGUUAGCUAAGCCACCAAAUAUUCUCGUGUAUUCAGACAGCGUAACAACCAGAGACAAUGUCAUAAAAACUCUUGGAACGAUCUUAGAGAAGCACACGUACACAAUUUACCCCUUGAAUGCACAACAAGUUAGAAAUCAAAUUUGGUUGGAUAACACAACAUUGCUUGUUGUUUGUGGAUCAGUUAAUGGAUCUGACAUUGGUUCCAUUUUCCUGGAAUAUUUCUUUAAAGGUGGGAAGGUUCUUUGUUUGUGUUCAGAUUUAUUGGGACAUGUUUUGCCGACUUAUCACACAGCUGAGGUCCGUGAACAUGAACUUGUUCAAUUUUCUUAUGGGAAAUGGAAGAACAUUAAAAUGAUGCAUCACAUUUUCUGUUAUCAACCUUCGCCAAUCAAGAAGAACUUCUCACAGGAGAGUGAUGAACCACCAAUGGAACGUCCAUCGUCAGCGUCUGAAAACCCGUCUGUGGAGCUGAAGGAUCAAUAUGGUGUUGGACAUAACAUUCGCGUUCAAACUUUGGGCACUGAAGACACGUGGAAAACUCCAAGCCUCUUGUUGAUUUACACUGAAAAUGGAGGAAAAAUUAUUUUCUCACAGAUACAUUUAGAAGUUGAUCCAUCGUUGUAUGAAAAUGACGAACAAAAAUAUAAAGUUUUGAUGAGUAAUGAUGGAUUACGACAUGAAAUUUUCGGCGAUGUUCUCAGCUCACAUCUAGACUUGAAAGUCAAUUUGAAUGAUGAAAAUACACCAACGUUCACUAAAGGAUAUUUUCUAGGACGACAUGAAUUGAAAUUUGAAGUUGUUGAAGCAUUGAAAGAGAAGAUGGAAACACCAAACACGCUUAAACUUGAUGGAUUAACAGUGAAAUUCUGUGGUAAAGGAGAAGAUCCUCCCACACCCGACGCUCACUGUUUACCGAUAAUGAUGCACACAUGUCCCGACGACUUCUCAACUUUGGAUUAUUUUGAUUCUUUAAAAACUGAACAUAUUGGUCGACUUUUGGUUUAUUCAAAAAUUCUUACGAGUUCAUCGAUUCUUGUCGAUAAAAUAAAAUAUUGUCAUGGCUUUGCUGUAAUACCAAAGGAAUUGACACAAGCUUCAGGUCGUGGGAGUAACAAGUGGUUGAGUCCACCAGGAAGUUUGAUGUUCUCCCUUCAACUUCAUAUCCCAUUGAACAGUCCAUUAGGUCAAAGAGUUUCCUUGAUUCAACAUAUGAUUGCAACUGCAGUUGUUAUGGCGAUUCGCAAACUUCCAGGCUAUGAGGUAUUGGAACUUAAUCUUAAAUGGCCAAAUGAUAUUUAUGCGAAUUCUGAAGUUAAAAUUGGGGGAUUAAUCGUAAAUUCUAUAAUGGAACAAAAUAUUGUAGUGUGUAAUGUUGGUUUGGCAAUAAAUUUAUCAAACUCAACACCAACAACUUCCAUCAACGAUUUAAUUGAAAACUACAACAAAUCCCACUCUCGGCAACUUGCAGCACUUGGAUUUGAAAAAACUCUUGCGUUGAUAUUCAACGAGAUAGAAGAUAUAUUCAAUCAUAUUCAAACUGGGGAUUUUUCAUAUUUAUAUGAUCAAUAUUACAAAUUUUGGCUGCACAGUGGUUCAACAAUCAAAGUUUUGUCUUCAGAUGGAAAAGAGAAGAAAGCAAACAUUUUAGGUAUCGAUGACUACGGGUUCUUGAAAAUUCAAUUGGAAGAUUCAAAGGAGAUUGAAUCAGUACAACCAGAUGGGAAUUCGUUUGAUAUGCUUCGUGGAUUAAUAAUUCCGAAACAUAAAUAAUUUCUCAAACAGGAAGAGUUUAUUUUAGAAAUUUUAUGACUAGAUAAUGAUAACUGAGCAACUUUAACUAACGACUGAGGAAAUUUAUUAUUGCAACCUCUGAUUUCCACUUUUACUUAAAAUGAACUUAAAAGAAAAUAGAAAGUGAUAAACAAUCCAAAUUUUGGAAUUAAUUUUAAUUUCUCUUUACAAAAUUAAACAAAAAAUAUUCCUGUCAAAAUUUUAUGUAAUUAUUGAAAUCCCAUUAAAACUAUUUAUUACAUUCGGCAGACAUUAAGAAAGCACACAAAAAUAAUUCAUAUCGUUAAAAACAAAUUUAGAUCAAAUUAAAUUAUGUAUCUACAUAAACAAAUGUUUGAAUAAAUCCACAUUAUUCACUUUACCUUACCUUAAAAAGCAAUAAAUAAUUUGCUUCCGAUGUUCUGAUUGUUAUUACAUCACAUAAAUUACAAGCCAUCCUAAACCAUGAAGAAAUUCAAUGUUAACAUAAUUUUAUGUUCUUAGAGAAAAACGAUUUAUGAAAGAAAUUCUAAACAGUUUAGAUAGCGCAUAACGAAAUUGCCAUAAAUUCUAAUAUUAUGAAGAUAAAAUUCUACUUAUGUCUAUGCGUAUGCUGUUAGAUGUUGUUAUUGCUUAUGAAGAGAAAAUAUUUAUGAAAUUUAAAAAAUUCACCUUAACGAGAUCUGGUUGUGUGCUUUGUAUUCUUUUCACGCAAACAAAGGAAAAUUAUUUAACAAUCUUCAUUACUUACAUAGAUAUCUACAUGUGGGUAAAUAAAUGUUUCAUCAUAAUGGAAAAUAAAGAAUCUGCGAAAGCCUUUUCUUCCCAUAUUUCUUAAAAAAAUCCUUGGAUUAUUCAAGCUCCUUGAAAAUUUAAUGCAACAAGAAAAUUAUUCCCAGUGAAUUCAUCAAUCUCCCACUUAUCCUCUUAUUUCACAUCAAAACAUAAUAAAUUUUAAAGCUUUUUCAUUUGACUUUAAAAGAUAAAAAGAAAAUAUAAUAAAAUAAAAAGAUGAAAGG
Clunio marinus is the source of this 4465-nucleotide messenger RNA. NCBI's taxonomy places the organism in Eukaryota, Metazoa, Arthropoda, Insecta, Diptera, Chironomidae. The record is from the annotation of a GenBank genome assembly.